Messenger RNA from Branchiostoma floridae (Florida lancelet), 13422 nucleotides. Its product is annotated as microtubule-associated protein 1B-like. Lineage: Eukaryota; Metazoa; Chordata; Leptocardii; Amphioxiformes; Branchiostomatidae. Gene Ontology annotation, cellular component: cytosol; dendrite; microtubule. Gene Ontology annotation, molecular function: actin binding; microtubule binding. The record is from RefSeq and is a predicted model, not a curated record. The transcript has 12 exons. Gene Ontology annotation, biological process: microtubule cytoskeleton organization; dendrite development; axonogenesis. The coding region runs from base 151 to 13422 and encodes 4423 amino acids.
AGCUAAACGCGUCGCGCAGACGGACCGUCAGCUAACAGUUGCUGGUCUGUACUCGCUGUGGUGAAGGACCACAAAUCCAGGUGCGGACGGCUGCGUCAUCGCCGGUGACGUCAGACGUAGGGCCCGUCUCCCAGUCAGUGCCGUGGUGCCAUGGCUGACGCCGCCUUAUCCCCAUCUACCGCCGGUCCUCCACAGUCGGACUCCGACACCAUGGCGGACAGCAACGCCAAGGGCUAUCUCCUAGCCAUCGUCGGCGAGGUCGACUCGCCUGAAGCGCUGAGAGCGGCGGCUGAAGCCGUCGGAAGAGGUAUUAAGGCAUGGCCCAACCCUGCCAUGAAGGAAGACGUCAGUACCGCCCUGAAGGACAUGAUGUCCCAGAAGCCUUCAGUCUCAGACGACAUUCAAGGCCAGCAAACCUUACAACACAGCAGUGACAACAUGGAGGCAGUGCUGCUGUUGAACCCCAUCUUGGACACAGUCAAGUCCGAGGUGAAGAACAUGCUGACGCACCAGGACAGGCACAAGCACCUCGUCUUUGGAGGCAAAUCAGCGGAGAACAGUGGAGACUGGGUCCUGCAAGACGGAGCCUUCUCCUUCCUGGAUCUGAUUGACUCGUGCAAGGAUCCUGAUGUCUCCACUGCGCUCACGUCUAUGGGUAGCCGACCGUGCUUAACCGUAAGCUGUGCACCAGAGGGAGAUUUCAAAGGAACGUCGUGUGCUACAAAGUCGUUAGAGCAACAGAUAGAGAUUCAACUGAACCCCAAACAGGACGAUUGUGACAUUGAGAGCACCGAGGACUUUGGUUGUUACCUGAUUGACACGACCAAUCUGGAAACACCUUUCAAUCUGCUGGAGCCUGCAAAGGCGAGUGGAUUCCUCAAGAUCAGUAAGCCAUCGCUGUAUGUAUUCCCUGCUGGGAAGGGAGAUGCUGCUUUCUUUGCUGUAAAUGGCUUCAACAUCCUGGUGAACGGUGGCUCGUCCCGGAAGGCCUGCUUCUGGAAGCUUGUGCGGCAUUUGGACAGAAUAGACGCUGUCAUGAUGACACAUGCGGGGACUGACAGCCUGCCUGGCAUGAACAGCUUCUUGCAGAGGAAAGUGGCUGAGAGAGACCUUGGGGAACCCAGCCCUGGCACAGACGAAUACAAUGACUGGCUCAGUAAAGUAAAGUCUCCCGAACUGGGAGUCUUUUAUUUCAAUGCCCCUGACAAGACAAAAGCUAACAACGUAGACUCCAUGGUCCUAACUAGUAGGGACCUUGGAUGUGACACCCUGGAGAAUCUGAAACUACUGGAUAUAAAACCCCACCAAUGCAUGAGAACGGACUCUAAAUCAGAGCCACUGACACUCUUCAACAAAGUGGGUGUCGGCAAACUGGACAUGUACAUACUGAACCCAUCAAAAGACAGUAAAGAGGUCAAAGAGAUGCUACACCAGUGGAGCAACAAUGCAAAGAAGUUUAGCUCUGCAAAGAUUGGUGUGAAAGUUUCUGGUAAAGAUGUUGACAUUCCUAUUCCUGACCUUACGUCUAUAGCUGCUCUACUAGUGUGGCAUCCUGCAAACCCUACAGAGAAGAUUGUUAGGGUUCUUUUCCCUGGAAAUGCCCCACAAAAUAAAAUCUUUGAAGGUCUCGAUAGAUUAAAACAUUUAGAGUUCCUGAAACAUCCACAUGCCUCCCAGAAGAUCCUUACAGAUCAAACUAAGCCCAAGAAGAGGAAAGUAUCAGAGAAAAAGAUUCAAGAGAAAAAGGAAAAGGAAAAGACAGAAAAAAAGGCUGAGAAAAAAGUAACAGAGAAAGUUGAAGAAAAACCUAAGACAAAGCCAAAGCCAAAGGCUGCUGCUCCUAAGAAGAAAGCAGCAAAACCCAAAGAGAAAAAGAAGGCUGCAAAGAAAGAUGUUGGUGCUGCUAUUGUAGCAACUGGUGCCAUUGCAGCAGCCACUGGAGCUACGGUUAUUGCAAUGGCAGCGGAUGAAGCUGCAGCUGCUCCUCCAGAGCAAGCACCACCCAAAGAAGAGCCAGCAUUUACUCCCCCAGAGGACCUUACCGCUGAGUUUGAAAAACAACGAACGGAAGAGACAGCUGAGGUGGAAGUUGCAGAAGAGGCAAUAGAAGAGAUGGAAGCUCAAAUCCCUGCAGAGGAGGAGGAACCACCUACAACAGAAGAAGAAAAGGAAAAAGGUGCAGAGGAACUUGAAGGCAAGCCAUCACCCGAUGAAGAACCUGAAGAAAAAAUCGAAAAAGAGGAGGAUAACAUUCCAGCUGAAAUCAUUGAAGAAACUAUUGAGAAAGAGGAAGAAAAAACUGUCCAAGGUGAAGAGGAAGUACAAGAAAAAGAAGAGGAACAAGAAGAUCAUCGUGAAAUCGAGGAAGCUGAAACUGCCACAACCACAACCACCACAGAAGGUCCUGAUGAACCUGAUGAAGAUGAUGAGGAGGAGGUUGAAGAGGAGGAGGAAGAGGAGGAGGAGGAAGGUAUAACUCCAACUGCUCUUGUGCUUCCCUCCAGCAUUGAAGCAAAGGCCAAGGAUGAAGAGGAAUCAGAUCAAGAGAUGGAAGAAGAGUCUUCUCCAGGAGAUGAGAGAGAAGGGGAGGGACACGAGGCAGACAUAGAGACCUCACCUGAAAUCAGUGAUGUGAUGCAAAAGGGAGAGCCCGAUGAAGAGAAGGGUACUCCUGAAGAUUCAGGUCUGCCUGAGGAAGGACGUCGGCCAGAAUCAACAGAGCUGACAUCAGGGGAAGAGGCUGAAGGAAAGGAAGUCUCUGAGGAUGAAGCCCUUGGUGCUCCGGCAGAGGAGGAACAGAAUGGAGAGGUAGGAUCUCCAGAUGAAGAAGCAAACUAUGAAAUAGUGGACUCUGCAGAACCACAAGCCUCCUCACCAACAGAGGAAGAGGUCAAGUCACCAGAAGACAAGAAGUCCCUUUCUCCUCUUUCAUCCCCUGAAAUUAUUACUAUGGAGACAGCAGAUGCUGCAUUUGCACCAAUUGGACUUGAUGUUGGAGAUGAAUUGGAAGGAAUUCCCUUCAGCAUCCCAUCUAGAGAUCAGCCAGAACAAGAACCUCAGAAAGAAAGCGAGGACAAAGAGGAGGAAGAAGAAGACGAGGAUGAAGAGGAUGAGACAACUCCAGUUUCUGAGGACAGAACUCCAGUAGCAGAGGACAGGACACCUGUAACAGAGGAGAAGACACCUGUUACAGAAGAGGCAGUUUCACCUGCAGCUGAAGAAGCUGGAUCACCCGAAAAAGAACACAAGGAGGCAAUUGAAUCCCCCAAACCUAAGCCUGAUGACAUUGACAUCUCCCCAAUUGAACAGGUGCAGGAGUUUGAGCCAAUCAAGUCAGCACCCCCUACAACAAAGACUUAUGAAGCUGAUACAUCUGAUGCUGAUGCACAGUACCUUGCUAAAUGGGAAACCCUGAAUGAUGUUAGCCCAUCUGCUGCCCCAGAAUAUGCUGCCCCAGUUGCUAUUGAAAUUGAAGAUGGAGAAGAUAGUGAUGGUGAGGAAAAGGAAACUCCAACUACUGAUAAAAUGAAAUUGCUGGAAGAUCUUGAGGAAGAGGAUGAAACAGAGCUUGCUGAAAUAGCAAAGUCUCCAGAGACAGUGGACACCUCUGGUAAGGCUGCAAUCCCAGUGACUACUGAGGAUUCGGAAGAACCAACAAAGAAGGAAGACAUCACUGAGGUGACUAUGACAGUGGAGAUUUCAGUACAGGAAAAACAUGAAACUGAAGAGGUUGUUGAGAAGGUGGACGAGGAAGAAGCAGCAUCAGAAGAUGAUGAAGCAGAGGACAAGUUAAAAACAGCGGCAGAAGUAGUAACAGCUCUGGUUGAUACAGAAAAACAACUCGAACCUUCAUCUGAAGAACCUGAACCUCAAACAGCAGCAGAAGUCACAUUUGCUUUGGUUGAUGCUGAGAAAGAACAGAGUCCUGUUGCAAACGUAGAAUUUAAAACUGCAGCUGAAGUGUCGACUGCUCUGGUUGAAUCGCAGAAUGUACAAGAACAAGAGGCAGAGGUGGACCUCAAAACUGCUGGUGAAGUGGUUACAUCCCUGGUUGCCUCUAAAAUGGAUGAGGAGGAGCCUGAGGUAGAUGUCGAAUUGAAGACAGCUGCUGAAGUAAUGACAACUUUCACAGAAAUGCAACAACAACAAGAUGAGGAAAGGGCAGAAAAAGUAGAUAUCAAACCUGUUGCUGAGGUUGCUACAGCCCUUAUAGAGGUAGAAAAACAACAAGAGGCAUCCCUAGUACCUUCUGAAAUGGCAUUAGAUGACAAGCCUGAAGCUGAGGAGGCAGGAAAACAGGAAGAGCCAGAGGUCGAUUUGAAAGCUGAUGCUGAGGUUGUGACAGCUGUGAUAGACACACAGAAGGCUGUUGAGUCAGACACAAAAGUGGAAAUGCCAACUGCUGCUGAAAGCCAACCAACAGAAGAGGAGGCUGAGGAAGCGCCUUCAGAGGACGAGCAAGAGGCAGGUGAUCAUGUAGAACUUGAGACAGCUGCCAAUGUUAUAACUGCCCUGGAAGACAUCAAGAGGGAGCAUCCUGAAGAAGUUGAUGUAGACUUUAAGACUGCUGCUGAAGUUGUCACAGCCCUUGAAGACGCACAAAAGGAACACCCAGUAGCUGAAGCCGAGGUGGAACUGAAAACGGCUGUGGAAGUUGUUACCGCUCUUGAAAGUGUAAAAACUGAGGAGACAACAGAACCUGAAGCAGAACAGCAAGCAGAAACUGAGGUGGAAUUCAAGACAGCUGCAGAGGUUGUAACUGCCUUUGAAAGUUCAAAAACAGAAGAGCCAACAGAAACUGAGGUAGAUCUGAAGACUGCCGCAGAGGUUGUUACCGCACUUGAAGGUGUAAAAACAGAGGAACCAACAGAACCCGAAGCUGAGGAACCUGAAGAAACUGAGGUAGAUCUCAAGACUGCCGCAGAGGUGGUUACAGCUCUUGAAGUUGCAAAAACUGAAGAACCAACAGAAACUGAGGUAGAUCUGAAGACUGCAGCUGAGGUGGUUACAGCACUUGAAGGUGUAAAAUCGGAGGAACCAACAGAACCCGAAGCUGAGGAACCUGAAGAAACUGAGGUAGAUCUGAAGACUGCUGCUGAAGUGGUUACAGCACUUGAAGGUGUAAAAACCGAAGAAUCAGAAGAAACUGAGGUAGACCUCAAGACUGCCGCAGAGGUGGUUACAGCACUUGAAGGUGUAAAAACAGAGGAACCAACAGAACCUGAAGCUGAGGAAUCAGAAGAAACUGAGGUAGACCUCAAGACUGCGGCAGAAGUAGUCACAGCUCUUGAAGUUUCAAAAACUGAGGAACCAACAGAAACUGAGGUAGACCUCAAGACUGCCGCUGAAGUGGUUACAGCACUUGAAAGUGUAAAACCUGAGGAAUCAGAAGAAACUGAGAUAGACCUCAAGACUGCUGCAGAGGUGGUAACAGCACUUGAAGGUGUAAAAAUAGAGGAACCAACAGAAUCUGAAGCUGAGGAAUCAGAAGAAACUGAGGUAGACCUCAAGACUGCCGCAGAAGUGGUUACAGCUCUUGAAGGUGUAAAACCUGAGGAGCCAACAGAAAUUGAGGUAGAUCUGAAAACUGCUGCUGAAGUUGUUACAGCACUUGAAGAUGUUAAACCUGAGGAACCAGAAGAACCGGAAGCAGAACAGCUGACAGAAACUGAAGUGGAACUCAAAACUGCUGCAGAGGUUGUCACUGCUCUUGAAGAUGUAAAAACUGAGGAAACAGAAGAAACUGAGGUAUACCUAAAGACUGCUGCUGAAGUUGUUACAGCACUUGAAGGUGUAAAACCUGAGGAACCAGAAGAUGAAGUGGAACUUAAGACUGCUGCUGAGGUAGUCACAGCCCUUGAAAGUGUAAAAACGGAAGAGGUAACAGAAACUGAGGUAGAAUUCAAAACAGCUGCAGAGGUUGUAACUGCCUUUGAAAGUUCAAAAACAGAAGAGCCAACAGAAACUGAGGUAGAUCUGAAGACUGCCGCUGAAGUGGUUACAGCACUUGAAGGUGUAAAAACCGAGGAAUCAGAAGAAACUGAGGUAGAUCUCAAGACUGCUGCAGAGGUUGUUACAGCACUUGAAGGUGUAAAACCUGAGGAACCAGACGAACAUGAAGCAGAACAGCCUGCAGAAACUGAAGUGGAACUCAAGACAGCUGCAGAGGUCGUCACAGUCCUUGAGAGUGUAAAAACAGAAGAGCCAACAGAAACUGAGGUAGACCUUAAGACCGCCGCAGAAGUUGUGACAGCCCUUGAAAGUGUAAAAACAGAAGAGCCAACAGAAACUGAGGUAGACCUUAAGACUGCGGCUGAGGUAGUUACAGCACUUGAAGGUGCAAAAACAGAAGAGCCAACCGAAACCAAGGUGGAGCUGAAGACGGCAACAGAAAUCGUCACAGCUCUGGAGGGCGCGCAGACAGAACAGACCCUCAAAACAGAGGUGGAAUUCGAGACAGCUGCUGCUGUUAUAACUGCACUUGUAGAGGUUGAGCAGCUGGCUGAGAUUGAGGUUGAGGCUGCCCAUCUGGACCAGCAGGAGGAGGUGACAGCAGAAGAAGUAGAAGCAGUGUCUCGAAAACACCCUAUGCCACUGCCAAUGGAAACAGAAAACGGAGAAUCACCAGAACCGAUGGACACCAAGGAGGAAAGUCCUGAGCCCAUGGAGACUGAAGCAGCAGAGGCAGAGGAAGCUGCAGAAAAAGAUGAAUUUAUGCCACCUGCAGAAAUUGCACAAGUGGAGCUUGUAGCUGCAGCUGACAUGCAAGCUCCAGUGUCAAUGGAAGCACCUGAACCUCCACAGAAAGUAACUGCAUUGGAAAAGCAGCUUCCAGGCGUCAAGGAGGACAAACCUCCACAAAAAUCACCAACUACUGAGGAGACCAAAACAACAGUGAAGGUCGAUGCUGGAGUUGCGGCUUCUGCCAUCGUAGGGGAUGCAGUUUGGGCUGCUACCCAGGAGAUUAUGCUUGAACAAGCUGAAGAAUCGAAGUCUUCACCAGUGAUGGACUACCUGGAACAACAGGAACUAAGCAAGUCCCCAGUUACACCAGAGACAGAAGAGUUUGACGAUCAGAAGCAGGAGGCUUCAACAGACGAGGAUGAUCUUGAGGAGCCAAAGGCUGCACAUAAAACUGCAUCAGCGAAAGAAGAAGAAGCUAAACCUGAAAUAGCAGAAAUGGAACCUGCUAAAGAGGAGCAACCAUCUGAAGAGCCUAAAGUUCGAGCUACAGGGGAACCAACUGAAGAGCCUGAUGUUGAAGCUAGAGAGGAACCAACUUUAGAGCCUGAAGCUAAAGAGGAAUCAACUGAAAAGCCGGAAGCUAAAGACGAACCAACUCCAGAGCCUGAAGCUAAAGAGAAACCAGCAGAAGAAUCUGAUGUUGAAACUAAAGAGAAAUCAACAGCUGAGCCUGAUAUUGAAGCUACAGAUGAACUAACUGAAAAGCCUGAAGCUGUAGCUAAAGAGGAACCAAUAGAAGAGCCUGAAGCUGAAGCUAAGGAGGAAUUAACAGCUGGCCCUGAUGGUGAAGCUAAAGAGGAACCGCCAGAAGAGCCUGAAACUAAAGAGGAACCAAUUAAAGAGGACAAAGUUGAAGCUAAAGAGGAACCAUCUGAACAUGUUGAAGCUAAAGGGGAACCAACUGAAGAGACUGAAGUUGAAGCUAAAGAGGAACCAACUGAACAGCCUGAACUAAAAGCUAAAGGGGAACCAACAGAAGAGCCUGAAACUAAAGACCAACCAACUAAAGAGCCGGAAGUUGAAACUGAAAUGGACCAGCAGAGGAGGCUGAAGGUAAAGCUAAAGAGGAACCAACUAAAGAGCCUGAAGUUGAAGCUAAAGAGGAGCCAACUAAAGAGCCUGAAGUUGAAGCUAAAGAGGAACCAACUGAAGAGCCUGAUGUUGAAGCUAGAGAGGAACCGACUGCCGAGGUUGAAACUAAAGAGGAACCAUCUAAAGAGGCUGAAACUAAAGAGCAACCAACUAAAGAGCCUGAGACUAAAGAGGAACCAACGGAAGAGCCUGAAGUUGAAGCUAAAGAAGGACCAACUAAAGAGCCUGAAGUUAAAGCUAAAGAAGAACAAACUGAAGAGCCUGAAGUUGAAGCUAAAGAAGAACCAACUGAAGAGGCUGAAACUAAAGAGGAACCAACUGAAGAGGCUGAAACUAAAGAGGAACCAACGGAAGAGGCUGAAGUUGAAGUUAAAGAAGAACCAACUGAAGAGGCUGAAACUAAAGAGGAACCAACUGAAGAGGCUGAAACUAAAGACGAACCCACUGAAGAAACCAACUGACGAGGGUGAAGUUGAAGCUAAAAAGGAACCAACUAAAGAGCCUGAAGUUCAAGUUAAAGAAGAACCAACUGAAGAGGCUGAAACUAAAGAGGAACCAACUGAAGAGGCUGAAACUAAAGAGAAACCAACUGAAGAGUCUGAGACUAAAGAGGAACCAACGGAAGAAGCUGAAGUUGAAGUUAAAGAAGAACCAACUGAAGAGGCUGAAACUAAAGAGGAACCAACUGACGAGCCUGAGACUAAAGAGGAACCAACUGAAGAGGCUGAAGUUGAAGCUAAAGAAGGACCAACUAAAAGCCCUGAAGUUGAAGUUGAAGCUAAAGGGGAACCAACAGAGAAGUCUGAAGUUGAAGCCAAAGAAGAACUAACGUUAAAGGUUGAAGUUGAAGCUAAAGAAGAACCAACGGAAGAGUCUGAAACUAAAGACAAAGCAAAGGAUGGGCCAGGAGUUGAAGCUAAAGAAGAACCAAUGGAAAAGCCUGAAACUACAUAUGAACCAACAGAAAAGCUUCAAGGUGAAGCUAAAGAAGAAUCAAUUGAAGAGUCUGAUAUUGAAGCUAAAGAGGAACCAACUGAAGAGCUCGAAACUAAAGAAGAACCAACUGUAGAGCCUAUAGUUGAAGCUAAAGAUGAACCAACAGAAGAGACUGACUCUAAAGUAAAACCAAGAGAAGAAACUGAAGUUGAAGUUAAAAAGGAGCCAGCUCAAGAAAGUGAAGGUAAAGAAAAACCAACUGAAGAGUCUGAAACUAAAGAUGAACAAAUUAAAGUGCCAAAAACUAAAGAGGAACCAACGGAAGAGCCUGAAGUAGUUGAAGCUAAAGAGCAACCAACUAAAGAGCCUGAAAUUAAAGCGGAACCAACAGAGGACCCUGCAGUUGAAGCUGAAGAGCAACCAGCGAAAAAACCUGAGGUUGAAGCUAAAGAGAAACCAACUGAAGAGCCGGAAGCUAAAGAGGAACCAACUGUAGAGCCUGAAGUUGAAGCUAAAGAGGUACCAACAGACGAGCCUGACGUUGAAUCUAAAGAGGAACCAACGGAAGAGACUGAAGUUGAAGCUAAAGAGGAACCAUCAGAAGAGGAUGAUGUUAAAGUGGAACCAACUAAAGAAGCUGAAGUUGAAGCUGAAGAGAAACCCACGAAAGAGGCUGAAGGUGAAGCUAAGGAGGAACCAACCGAAGAAGCUGAAACUAAAGGGGAACCAACAGAGGAGCCUGAAGUUGAAGUUGAUGCUAAAGAGGAACAUAUGGAAAAGCCUGCGGUUAAAGCCAAAGAGCAACCAGUCGAAGAUCCUGAAAUUAAAGAAGAACCAACAGAAGAGCCGGAAGUAGAAACUGAAGAGGAACCAAUAGAAGAGCCUGCAGUUGAAGCUAAAGAGGAACCAUCAGAAGGGCCUAAAGAUGAAGCUCAAGAGGAACCAUCAGAAGAGGCUGACGCUAAAGAGGAAACAACUAAAAAAUCUGAAGUUGAAGCUGAUGAGAAACCCACUGAAGAGGUAAAAGGCAAAGCUAAAGAAGAUCCAACUGAAGAGGCUGAAGGCAAAGCUAAGGAGGAACCAACAGAAGAGGCUGAAACUAAAGAGGAACCAGCUGAAGAGGCUGAAACUAAAGAGAAACCAAAAGAAGAAGUUGAAGCUAAUGAGGAACCAUCGGGAGAGUCUGAAGUUGAAGCUAAAGAGGAACCAUUAGAGGAUGAUGACGCUAAAGUGAAACCAACUAAAGAAGCUGAAGAGAAACCCACUGAAGAGGCAGAAAGUGUAGCUAAAGAGGAACCAACUAAAGAGGCUGAAGUUGAAGCUAAAGAGGAACCAACUGAAGAGGCUGAAACUAAAGGUGAACCAGCUGAAGAGGCUGAGACUAAAGGGAAACCAGCAGAAGAGGCUCAAACUAAAGAGAAACCAACAGAAGAGGCUGAAAGUAAAGAGAAACCAACAGAAGAGGCUGAAAGUAAAGAGAAACCAACAGAAGAGGCUGAAAGUAAAGAGAAACCAACAGAAGAAGUUGAAGCUAAAGAGGAACCAUCGGAAGAGUGUGAAGUUGAAGCUAAAGAGGAACCAACUGAAGAGGCUGAAACUAAAGAGAAACCAACAGAAGAGGCUGAAAGUAAAGAGAAACCAACAGAAGAAGUUGCAGCUAAAGAGGAACCAUCGGUAGAUUCUGAAGUUGAAGCUACAGAGGAACUAACAGAACAGACUAAAGCUGAAGAGGAGGAACGAGUGGAAGAGGCUGUUGUUGAGGGAACUAUGAUAGCAACUAAAGCAUUGGAGGUGGCAGUGGUAUACAAUUGCAAACCAGUUGCAGAGGAAACUCCUGAAGAACCAAAAGGUGUAGAGAAGGAAGAGACAACUGAACAAUCAGAGGUUGAAACAAAGGAGGAGGCAACAACUGAACAGCCUAAAGAUGCAUCAACGGAAGAAACAACUGAACAGCCUGAAGAUGUAACAACUAAAGAAACAACUGAACAGUCUGAAGAUGUAACAGCUGACAAAACAACUGAACAGCCUGAAGAUGUAACAACUGAAGAAGCAACUGAACGGUCUGAAGAUGUAACAACUAAAGAAACAACUGAACAGUCUGAAGAUGUAACAACUAAAGAAACAACUGAACAGUCUGAAGAUGUAACAACUAAAGAAACAACUGAACAGUCUGAAGAUGUAACAGCUAAAGAAAAAACAGAACAGCCUAAAGAUGUAACAGCUGACGAAACAACAGAACAGCCUAAAGAUGUAACAGCUGACGAAACAAUAGAACAGCCUGAAGAUGUAACAGCUGAAGAAACGACUAAACAGCAUGAAGAUGUAACAACUGAAGAGGCAGCUGAACAGCCUGAAGAUGUAUCAACUGAAGAGACAACGGAACAGCCUAAAGAUGUAACAACUGAAAAGGUAACUGAACAGCCUGAAGAUGUAAAAUCUAAAGAGGCAUCUAAACAGCCUGAAGAUGCAACAACUGAAGAGACAAUUGAACAGCCUAAAGAUGUAACAACUGAAGAGGCAUCUGAACAACCUGAAGAUGUAACAACUGAAGAGGAAGCUGAACAGCCAAAAGAUGUAACAACUGAAGAGGCAUCAGAACAGCCUGAAGAUGCAACAACUGAAAAGGCAACUGAACAGACUGAAGAUGAAACAACUGAAGAGGCAACUGAACAACCUAAAGACGUAAAAUCUGAAAAGGCAACUGAACAGCCUGAAGAUGUAACAACUGAAGAGGCAGCGGAACAGCCUGAAGACGUAACAACUGAAGAGGCAGCGGAACAACCUGAAGAUGUAACAACUGAUAAAGCAACUGAACAGCCUGAAGAUGUAACAACUGAAAAGGCAACUGAACAGCAAGAAAGUGAAACAAAGAAAGAAUCAGCUGAUGCUGAUCAGUCAGAUAUUGAAACAAAAGAUGAACCAUCAGUAGGUAAAGCAGGUAAAACUAAGGAGGAAACAGCUAAGGAACCUGAAAUUGAAUCAGAGAAAGAAAAUGAAGCUAGGGUUGAGCCAAAAGAGGACCAAGUUGAACAGCCAGAGGUUGAUAAAACAGAGGAACCUAUUGAAGAGCAAGCUGAGGAAGAAACAACUGAAGAGCGCAAAAUUAGAAAGGAGAAACAAAAUGAAGAGCAUAAAGCUGAAGCAAAGGAGGAACAAUCUAAAGAGCAAAAGGAUGAGCCAACUGAGCAAAGGGUCGAAACAAAAGAGGAAUCGACUGAAGAACAAACAACAAACGAAGAACUAACUGCAUCACCAAACCUUGAAACAAAAGAAGAACCCCCAGGAGAGCAAGAGGUUGAAACAAAGGAAGAACCUGCUGUAGAACCAGAUGUUAAAGCAAAGGAAGAACCGACUGAAGUGCAGACAACACAGAUGUCUUGCCAAUCCAUAGAUUUAACACAACAAGUGCAAGAAGAUCGAUCGCUAAGUGACCCUUCUGAACCAGAUUCUAUAGAAGACAGAUCACCAGAUGUGCCUGUUACAGCUAAAGAAGCAAAAGUGGAACCGAAAGAACAGGAGAGCCCUAUCGACGGCCCCUACUCUGAUAGCCUAGAAAAGGAGACACCAACUGAAGAUGCUCAGGUUUCAAAGGAAUAUGCCAUGAAUGGUGCUAUAGCAGGAGAACCCGUCUCUGCCACUGAAAAGAUAAACAUUCCAGUAGAAGAUGCCAAAAGCUGCUCAGAAACAGGAACAGAAAUCCACCCCAUAAGACAGACAGAUGAAACAUUGGAAUCUGAUAAAGGCAAUCAAGAGUUAGAACUUGUAGAAGAUGCUGAGAUGAUAAGUCCUUCUUUAGAGCCAUACACAACUCCUCCUGAAGAUACACCAUCCAGAGAUACAUCAAUGGAAAUGUCUGAGGAGGACACGGACAGUAAUGAACAAACUGCUCCAAUCGAUGAAACAACAGAAAGGUCAACUAAAAAAAAGCGGAACAAUUUUUUAGGGGUGGUCGCAGAGGGUGCACUCUUAGCUAGUCAACUUGGGGACAAGGACCAAGAGGAAGAAGUGGAGAGUGAAUCUUCUGCAGUUGCACUCGUAGAUGACAAAGGAAGACCGCCAAUGCCUGAACCACAGACCGAUGAUGUAGACGACCAGCUUGGGGCCGCGGGUGGGGAGUCCCCCCAGGGACACCCCCAGACUCCCUCUCCCACAGACGAACAGUACGACAUCAUCUCUCCUACCAAGGAAGGCAUCCCCCCUCCACAUGAGGUGGACCAAUAUUCACCUGGCUUUUCUGGCAGGGCUGUGAAUGGAGAUGUCUCAGAUGAGGAGAAAGAUGAUGAAGAUACUGAAAAAGAGAAGCAUUGUGACGAGCAAGCAGCCUCUGCAGCCCCUAUGGCAGACGGACCGACAGAGGUGCACACGCCCUCCCCCAUGGAGGAGCAGCCAACACCACCUCACACACCAAGAACACCUGACGAGAGGGAACGCUUCCCAAGAUACAUCAACCCCAGCCCCAGUCUGUUAGCCUACGACUCUAAUGGAAACAGUAGUCCUGACCAGAACCAGACCCCAUCCCCUCCAGAAGUUGGACAAGGUCUUUGUUCACAGACAUAUGCUAAACUAAGGUGGCAGAUGCUGACGAUGUAUCUGUUUGCAGGAUUUGCUGGAGCCAUCGCCUGUACUGACGAGCAGCACGUCCUGCCCUGA